AGGGGUUUUCUCUCCAACAUACUCUCAGUUGACAUCGACCGCUUAAGGGAGGCGCGGCGAGGGAUUUAUACGUACACGGAGUUUCAAGAAGUUUUGAUGAAAACGAAAAGAAUACAUCUUUGUUAAGGCUGAGCGGUUUGGACAGAGAUGAGCUGCAGGAUGCGCUCUCACAAACACACACCAUCGGGCUUCGGUUUAUUUAUGCAACGCCAUGAGACGAACAAAUGAUCUGGCUCGCUAAAUCCUCCAGCGGAUUAAAGUUACACAGCAAAAUUCAAGACCGGUCGGAAAUCUAGACACUUCUGAAACACUUCGUGAUCUUUUUAAAACACUAAAAAGAGGGGGGAAAUCGACUGUUUUGCGGUGUGGCUGGGGAAACUGUGUGCUAGCUUUAGCUGGCUAGCUAGCCGGUGAAUAAAUAAAUAAAUAAAUAAGCAAACAAACAAACAAACGCUGCUCAGUGCCACUGAAGUUCAGAGGACCUCAUCGGUGAGGUGACAAUGCUCGAAAUAAUGUCUGAGCACCAAGAUUCAUUACUGAAACGCAAAGCAGAGCCUCUGCCACCUGAGAGACGAAAGAGGACAGUGGAAGACUUCAACAAGUUCUGUAGUUUUGUCUUGGCGUAUGCUGGUUAUAUCCCAUCUCCAAAAGAGGAAAGACCAUGGUCUCCAGCCUCCUCCAGUUCACCACACAGCUCUGGCACAUCGGGUGAAGGUGGUAUGGGAGGUGGUGCCAGCUCAAAUAUGUCAGCAAGUUGGGGAGAUGGCAACUCGGACCUACACACCAUUCACACGUUCGUGCAGAAAGCCCGUGCCAACAAAAGUGUCAAAACCAUGCAGCGCCUGCCUUCUGACGGCACCCUGCUAGACAAAAUGAGGCUAAAGGACUCUCUCUACAAGGGCCAAGCAAGCAGCAAAGCAGAGCGCAAGAAGGAAAAAAAGCUGAAGCGCCUCUCUCUCGGCUCAGGUGCUGGAGACAGUAGCAGUAGCAGCGGGGAGAAGCGCGCCAGGAUCAAGCGCAGCAAAAACUCCAAGCAGCCCAAAAGUCUUAAGAAGCUUAAGAGCUCUGCACUCAGCGAGACGGACUCUGAGACAGGAUUCGGCCAUGGAGAGGAGCACACAGGUCAGCCAAGAGGGCUGCAGUCGCAGAGACCCAGCCUAGUGAAGUCUGAGCGCGACGAAGCAAGCAGAGAUGCUGAAAUGAGUUCCAGUGAAGGAGAAACGUGGAUCGCAGAUGAAGAUAUCAUGGUGGAGUCAGGUGACGACUCGUGGGAUCUGAUCACUUGCUACUGCGGGAAACCUUUCGCAGGACGACCCAUGAUCGAGUGCAACCAGUGCAGCAUAUGGGUGCAUCUGUCCUGCGCCAAAAUCAAGAAGUCCAACGUCCCAGACAUAUUCUACUGUCACAAAUGCAGGGAAGCGAGGCGAUCGGGCCACAAAAAAGACAGUUAGAGAAGGCCGCUAAUUCAUGGAAGCUCAACGUUCCCGUCCUCCACUUUUUCUAUCCAGUAUGAGACGAAAACACUGUUUUUGCGCGCCAGUUCUUCACAUGUUUGACAAUCAUAUACAUGGUUAAUAUCACGAGGGGAAUUUCUUCAUGUUCGUAGACAAAACUGUUAACAAGGCUCUUACUCAGUGAUCUGUCUGCCAGUUUGGUCUGAUCAUCAGGGAGUGUUUAGUACUGGCUUUAUACAAGAUUUAAAAGCUGACGUAUUGUGAUGUAAAAGCCUUUUACACAGCAGAUCCGUAGAAACUGAGGUUUGUCUCUUUACAUGAAGUGGUCUGUGUAUAGGUCGUUAUUUCUGUCGCCGAUCGUUUUCACACACAACUCAGUUUAGCUCUCAGAUUUGUGAUACUCAAUAUUAACAGGUAGUCUUUAAGUGAUUAGCGCUUAAAAAAAUUUUUUUUUUUUUAAAUCUCAGUGCAUGUCAGCACCUUGGCAGUCUGGUCAUUAACUAGCACUUAACUGUCAACUCCAGAUCAUUCUGUGUGGGGAACAUUAAAUGAUGGACUUAACGGGAACUUUUUCAGAUUGGAACAUUUCCACUGGUUGCACUGCUGGCCUCUUACCAAGCGUAAGCAGGUUCAAAUUGUGCAUGAACUAUUUUCGUUGGUUUACUUUCGAAGGAGGUUUUCUGAAAUGAAUAAGAGCUUUGCAACUGCCACCUGAGUGUUGAGGCUCACUCAGCACCCCCAGUUUAAUAGUUGUAAUUAUUUGUUUGGUUAUUGUUUUAAAAAGAGUUUAAUUUGGGUUUUAAUCUCUUGUCUGUGAUCUGGUUAAGAUCUCACACACCCAGUGUUAGUCGUCGUGGAGCUGCUCCCUGAUACGCUGUUUGAAAGUUAGUUCGGAGACCAGAUCUUCUUGUGUACAGAAAAGUUUAUGCUACAAGUGUUGGGGCAUUUUUUUUUUUUUUUUUUUUUUUUUUUGAGGGGUUUCUUGAACUUCCCAAAACAUAGAUUCUCUCCUAUUUUACUCUGUAAAUAUCAUAUCGUUUCAGAACUGUACAUAAUAUGAAAACAAAGAGAAAAGCCAAGCAAAUGUUAUAUUUUUGGCAUCUGAUGUUUUCUUUAACUGUACCUGAAGAAAUAAAGCCUUUUCUUUA
Molecule: messenger RNA, 2602 nt
Organism: Neoarius graeffei (lesser salmon catfish)
Lineage: Eukaryota; Metazoa; Chordata; Actinopteri; Siluriformes; Ariidae
Gene: phf23b
Product: PHD finger protein 23b
Exons: 5
Coding region: 501-1451 (316 amino acids)
Biological process (GO): negative regulation of autophagosome maturation; negative regulation of autophagosome assembly; positive regulation of protein ubiquitination
Source: RefSeq, a predicted model, not a curated record